GAGAUACCGUCUGCCUAUUUUAUUAGUCCAUGCCCAAUUAUAUCAUACUAUUGGGAAAUCGGUGUAUGGUUAUGGCAAUAUUUGUAUUGACAUCACAGCUGUUCGUGUUCGUUUCGUCUGCCUGUGUUCUGUGUCGCUUGAUACAAUUUUAUUUUAUUAAUUAGACAGUGAGUGAAAUUCUGUUUUCCUAACGAUUUACAGGGAUUUUAGAGCUACCACUAGAUAUAUUUUCUUUUCCUCAAUAGUGUGCCAGGUGCAAUCUUAUGUAGGAUCGUUACGAAGCUCGUAAGCGAAAGUAACUCAAAUACUAUGCCUCUUUUUGGUAAGUCUCAGAAGAGCCCUGCGGAGUUAGUGCGAUCUUUGAAAGAUGCUGUAACUGCGCUAGAAAGAGGCGAUAAGAAAGCAGAGAAGGCUCAAGAGGAUGUCAGCAAGAAUUUGGUAUUGAUCAAGAAUAUGCUGUACGGUACAUCUGACACUGAACCGCAAACUGAUAUCAUAGUAGCUCAGCUGGCACAGGAGUUGUACAACACUAAUCUCCUGCUUCUACUCAUUCAAAAUUUGAACCGCAUUGACUUUGAAGGAAAAAAGGAUGUGGCCCAAGUGUUCAACAAUGUUCUUAGACGUCAAAUUGGCACCCGGUCCCCGACUGUUGAGUACAUAUGUACGAAACCGGAGAUUUUAUUCACCUUAAUGUCUGGAUACGAGCAUCAGGAAAUAGCUUCAAACUGUGGCACAAUGUUGCGGGAGUGCGCCAGAUAUGAAGCCUUAGCUAAGAUAAUGUUGUAUUCAGAUGAUUUUUACAAUUUCUUUCGUUAUGUAGAAGUAUCAACUUUUGAUAUUGCCUCAGAUGCCUUUUCUACUUUUAAGGAAUUAUUGACUCGUCACAAAAUGCUGUGCGCCGAGUUUUUAGAAGCCAAUUACGAUAAGGUGUUUAGCCAUUAUCAACGAUUAUUGAACUCGGAAAACUACGUGACUCGACGGCAGAGUCUCAAGUUGUUAGGAGAAUUGCUACUCGAUCGACACAACUUCUCUAUAAUGACGCGCUACAUCACAAACCCCGACAACCUGAAGCUGAUGAUGAAUAUGUUAAAGGAGAAAUCACGCAAUAUACAGUUCGAGGCGUUUCACGUUUUUAAGGUGUUUGUAGCCAAUCCAAAUAAACCAAAACCAAUUCUGGACAUUCUGUUAAGGAAUCAAGACAAGUUGGUGGACUUCCUCACAAAGUUCCACACGGAUCGCUCCGAAGACGAACAGUUCAAUGACGAGAAAGCUUAUCUAAUAAAGCAAAUCAAAGAGCUCAAGCCAUUAGAACACUAACAUUUAUUUUAUUGCAUUUUAUUAAAUUCGCCACUUCCUCCUCAAAAGAAGUUAGUUAUAGAUGCUAUUAUAUUUAAACGCUUCUAAGUCACCAGAGGGUAUAGUAUCGCGCUGAGAUAGGUCAAGUCGCAACAAGAAAACAAAACAAACUGUAACGCCUCUGCCAAACGGGUAACAAGAAUCGAACUUGUUACAAGUACCGAAUAUGUAACAAGCACCGAACAUGUAACAAGUACCGAACAUGUAACAAGUAUCGAAUAUGUAACAAAUAUCGAACAUGUAACAAGUAUCGAACAUGUAACAAGUAUCAAACAUGUAACAAGUAUCGAACAUGUAACAAGUAUCGAACAUGUAACAAGUAUCGAACAUGUAACAAGUAUCAAACAUGUAACAAGUAUCAAACAUGUAACAAGUAUCAAACAUGUAACAAGUUUCGAACAUGUACUAGUACCGGACUCGUAAUAAGUGCCCAACUGUAACAAGUACCGAACUUGUAACAAGAACCGAAUAUGUAACAAUUACCGAAAUUGUAACAAGUACCGAACAUGUAACAAGUAUCGAACAUGUAACAAGUAUCGAACAUGUAACAAGUAUCGAACAAUUAUUACCAAACAGGCACCGAACAAUAACGCUGUUCCAUUAACAAUCUUGUGGCGUUGACAGAACUCCGCUCGGGAGAUCGGACUUGUAUGGGGAGGCGUGCGGCUGUGCAAUUUUAAAACCUAGUAAGUAACAUUUUCUAAAAAAAAAAAAACAA
This is a messenger RNA of Bicyclus anynana (squinting bush brown), 2074 nucleotides long. It is a transcript of the gene Mo25, whose product is annotated as protein Mo25. Gene Ontology annotation, molecular function: protein serine/threonine kinase activator activity. Bases 310 to 1317 code for a protein of 335 amino acids. The record is from RefSeq and is a predicted model, not a curated record. NCBI's taxonomy places the organism in Eukaryota, Metazoa, Arthropoda, Insecta, Lepidoptera, Nymphalidae. Gene Ontology annotation, biological process: intracellular signal transduction. The transcript is spliced from 7 exons.